UGAUUAUAGAUCUGAUCAAAAUAGAAGCCUGGGCGGUUGUCUCGGGGAUUUAAUUGCGGAUUAAUGUGAAUUUUAUUAAUAUUAAUUUUUACUGUAUGGUUGAAUCGAGAAAGGUCUUGUGUUGAUAUGAUGUGUUUUGAUUUGAUGUGAUUUUUGCAAUGUGGGAAGUGAGUUGUAAGAUCUGUCCAAUGUUAGUAUGUCAUCGAAUGCAGUUCUUGGAUUUCACUUUGCACGUUGCAACUUGCAAGUUGCAAGUCGCAAGUCAUGAUUUUUGUGGUUGACCUUUUUGUGUAGGUUCUUGUACUGUGUGUUCCUAUUGAUGAUGCUAUAAUUAAUCGCCUAAAUUUGUGAUUUGAUUUGUUUCGAGACCAUAAUCGUUUUGUUUAAUCAACAUUCAGUGUCUGGCUAGAUUAUGCUUGGUUUCUUUUUCAUUUUGCGUCUCUAUGAAUUUUAGCAAUUGGAGAUCAUUGCAUAUGAAUCAGUUAAUGUUUAUGCCAUUUUAUGAUUUUUUUUUUAUGAUUUUUUUAAAGAGACUGUUCUAUCAUUGUUUGUAUGAUAGCGUUGAGUCUACUUUAAAGCUGCAUUCACAUGGUUGUUCUACAUUUUCAUUGUGCAACAAAUUGCUGGUGAAAUGCAUGUUUGGAUUGGUAUAGUGGCUAAUGAAACUUAGCAAAGUGGAAGUUUUGAAAGCUUUUCUGGAAAAGAAGGUCAGCCUUUCAACCCGUCUUGAGUCUUUUUUUCUAAUUGGACUGGUGAAAAUGGCUGAGGAUGGUUGCAAGGUCUCUUUAAAUGUUUAUGACCUAAGCCAGGGCUUGGCCAGACAACUAUCCACGGCUUUUUUGGGGAAGCCUAUUGAAGCCAUAUGGCAUACUGGAGUUGUUGUAUACGGUCAUGAAUACUAUUUUGGAGGUGGCAUUGAAAGCGCUCCAGCUGGAACAACUCCAUAUGGGACACCAAUUCGCACGGUCGAUCUUGGUGUGACACAUGUGCCUAAGGAAGUAUUUGAGGAGUACUUGGAAAAAAUUGGUCCACGCUACACAGCUGAAACUUACAAUUUGCUGACUCAUAACUGUAACAAUUUUAGUAAUGAGGUUGCUGAGUUCCUUGUCUGUGCUUCAAUACCAGAUUACAUUUUGAAUCUUCCGAAUGAAGUUAUGAGUAGCCCCAUGGCCCCUCUCAUAUUGCCAAUGAUACAGAAUCUAGAGAACACUUUGAGGGCUGGUGCAGUUCCCCAAGCUCCUCAGUUCAGGCCUUCUGCGCUUGCUAGUUCAAAUCAGGCGACCGCUGCUGCCUCAAAGCCUGCUAAUGGUGCCACCAACCAAUCGCCUAAUACAAAAGAUGAGGGUGCUUCCAAGAAAUCUGAUACGGAACAGACAGAGACCAAAACAGUGUCCUCUUCUAGCGGUGCUGUUGCUGGAGAUCCCCUCGGAGAUGCUCGGAGUAAAGUCCAAGAGGAGAUCAGCAGUGAGUUUGCUGCAAUCAUGGCCACUGGGACGUUGCGUGCAAGUGAGGCUGCAGCUCUAGCAGCUAGGAGAGUGAUGCAGAGACAUGGCCAUAUGUCUACGGCACAGAGUUGAAGAUAGAAUAGACUAUUAUUUCCCAUAUGGACUUGGCCCCAAUGUAAUUUCUUAGAUUUACAAGGGUGACAUUAUUAUCUUUUUUAUUUUCUAGGUUGGAUGGUAUUUUUGUUCACUUAAA
Molecule: messenger RNA, 1698 nt
Organism: Salvia splendens (bonfire salvia)
Lineage: Eukaryota; Viridiplantae; Streptophyta; Magnoliopsida; Lamiales; Lamiaceae
Product: desumoylating isopeptidase 1
Exons: 5
Coding region: 660-1577 (305 amino acids)
Biological process (GO): protein modification by small protein removal
Molecular function (GO): peptidase activity
Source: RefSeq, a predicted model, not a curated record